Messenger RNA from Knipowitschia caucasica, 4422 nucleotides. The record is from the annotation of a GenBank genome assembly. NCBI's taxonomy places the organism in Eukaryota, Metazoa, Chordata, Actinopteri, Gobiiformes, Gobiidae.
AUGAACCCGGCGGAGGCAGACACGGGCCCGGAGCUCACCGCGGCAGGUCCGGAGCAGAAGGAGGUGGUGCGAGCGGCAGACGUCCUGACAGUGCUCAGAGAGAAGGUGGCUUUUGUCUCAGGUGGGCGGGACAAACGAGGUGGACCCAUCCUGACCUUUCCAGCCAGAACCAAUCACGACAGAAUAAAGCAGGAAGAUCUGAGCCGAUUGGUCACGUACCUGGCGACGGUUCCCAGUGAUGAGGUCCGUGGGCGGGGUUUCACUGUGGUGGUGGACAUGCGCGGAUGUAAGUGGGACUCGGUGAAGCCGGUUCUGCGGACGCUGCAGGAGUCGUUUAGCGCUCACAUCCAUGUCGCGCUCCUCAUCAAACCAGACACAUUCUGGCAGAAGCACAAGACCAACCUGGGCAGCGCCAAGCUCUCCUUUGAGACCAGCUUGGUGUCGGUGGAGGGCCUGUCCCGCCUCAUCGACCCCUCUCAGCUCACCUCAGACCUGGGGGGGUCUCUGGAGUACGACCAUGUGGAGUGGACCGAGCUCAGGCUGGGGCUGGAGGAGUUCUCAGGGGCAUCUCAGCAACUUCUGACCCAGCUUGAGAGCCUCGAGAGCGGGCUGAGCCGGCCAGGCGAGCCCCAGGACGUGGAUGAGGCCCGCAAGUUGCUGGAGGAACACGGCCGCCUCAGAAACACCAUCUCCACGGCGCCGGUGGACGCGUUGGACCGUGAGGGACGGAGCCUGCUGCAGCGGAUGCGUUUAGGCCCCUCCCACAGUGGUGAGGGGGCGGGAGAAGGGGGCGGGGCCAGCACAGCAGGGACGUGGCUCUCUGGCGGCACAGACUUUCAGAGCGUGGCGCCCAAAGUGUCGGCCAUGUUGGAUCGUAUGCAGAGCGCGCGCACCAGUCUCCUGCAAAGGUGGAGCGAGAGGAAGGUCCAACUGGAACAGACAUUACAGUUGCAUCUGUUUGAGCAGGACGCAACUAAGAUGUCAGAGUGGAUCGCUCACAGUAAAGAGCUCUUCCUUCAGUCGAUCACAGAAGUCGGACUGAACCAUCAGCACUCAGAAGAUCUACAGCAGCAGCACCAGCACUUCACCUCCAACUGCAUGAAUGGCAGUGUGAACGUGGACAGUGUGGUGACUGUCGCUGCCCGUCUGGCCGAAUCAGGUCACUACGGCGCCGACCGCAUCAGUAAAGUGUCAUCACGGUUACAGCAGGACUGGAGCGAUCUGACCUCAGCACUGGACCAGAGAAGCAUCACCCUGAGUAUGAGCACUGCCUUCCACCAGGGGGCACUAGAGUUCCUGUCCAAAGUGGAUUCAUGGGUGCAGCAGUGCUCAGACGGAGAUCUGCCUUCGAUCUCAUCAGAACUGGAAAAAUCUACGAAGGUCCAUCAGGAGCUGAACGAGGAGAUCUCAGCCAAUUACACCCAAAUCAGUGAGAGCGGUAAAGCCUUAUUGGAGGUGUUGCAGAGAAGUCCGGUCCCCGAGUCGGACCAAUCAGAGACCAGAGACUUCAGCGCUGCGACGCACGGCAUCAUGGGAGUGCUCCACCAGGGCCAUCACAAAGUGGAGGCAGCGUGGCAGCACCGUAAGCUCCGCCUCCAUCAGCGUCUGCAGCUCUGCGUCUUCCAGCAGGACGUUAAACAGGUGCUGGACUGGGUGGAGCAGCAUGGGGAGGUCUUCCUGAACAAACAUGGGGGAGUGGGCAAGUCUCUGCACCGAGCCCGAGCGCUGCAGAAGAGGCAUGACGACUUCCAGCAGGUGGCGCAGAACACCUACACAAACGCUGAGAAGCUUCUGGAGGCGGCCGAUCAGCUCGCUCAGUCUGGAGAAUGUCAGGAGGAGGAGAUCUACCAGGCUUCAAGAGACCUGGAGCUACGCAUGCAGGCGUUCAUUCAGAAAGUGGAGCAAAGAAAACUUCUACUAGACCUGGCAGUGUCCUUCUACACCCACACCAAAGAGCUCUCUGUGUGGAUGGAUGGUCUCCAGAAGCAGCUCUCCUCGGAACUCGUCGCGUGCCCAGAGUCUGUGGAGGCUCUUCAGACUCUGAUCAGUCAGCAGCAGCAGCAGCAGGCCAACACACAGGAAGCUGCCAUGAGUGUGAUCCGAGAGGGAGAGGACCUGAUCCUGCAGCUCAGACCUCAGGGCAGCUCGGUGGUCCAUGUGGAGACCGUCUUGCAGCAGUUGGAGGAGGCUCAUGUUCAGCUGGAGGAGCUGUUCCACCAGAGGAAGAUCAGAGUGGACGUGUUUCUGCAGCUCAGGAUCCUGCACCAGUGUACUCUGGAGGUGGUGUCUGAGAUCGAUGCCUGGAGGCAGGACUUACAGAAACAGUCUCAGGAUUUCAGCUCUGACAAACGAGACCCAAGUCAAGAGCUGGCCAGUCCUGAGGCUCUGAGCCUAUCCCAGCAGAGGGUCCACAGACAUAUGGAGCGGCGUUUGGCCAUGAACAACAUGAUCUACGAGGUCAUUCAGCAGGGACACGAGCUGCAGCAGUACAUCACAGAAGUACAGGCCUCCGGGGUGGACCUGUCUGAGCCUGAGGGCCCCUCUCUGGCCCCUCAGGUGGAGGAGCUGCAGCGCCUCCUACAGGACAAACAGAAGGAACUGCAGCAGAUUGCAGACCACACCCACACCCUGUUAGAGCAGAAUCUACAGCUGCGGCAUCUACAGAGUCAGGUGAAACAGGUCCUGGGCUGGAUAAAUGAGGGGGAGAUGAUGCUGUCGUCGUGUCUCCUGAAUUCCAGCUGUUUGUCUGAAGCAGAGCAGCUGCAGCGCGAACAUGAGCGCCUCCAACAAUCCAUUGAGGCCUUGCUCCACGCCGACUCUCUGCAGAGGACCCACCAGGUGGCAUUGGCGCUACAGCAGAGAGCGGAGCUGCUUGUGCGGGCGGGGCACUAUGACCCAGAUGCAGUGAGGGCCUGUGCCCAGACAGUGGCGCUGCACUGGCAAACACUGAUGCUGCGGAUAGAAGACCGACUGAAACUAGUGAACGCUUCUGCUGCAUUCUACCGCACUUCCCAACAGGUGUGUGGUGUGCUGGAGAGCCUGGAGCAGGAGUACCGCAGGGAGGAGGACUGGUGUGGAUCUGGAGAGAGAACACCAGAGCAGCUGCUGCCGCUGAUGGGGAAACACAUGGAGCAGAAGGAGGCUUUCCUCAAGGCCUGCACUCUGGCACGCAGAAACGCAGAGGUGUUCCUGAAGUACAUCCACAGGAACAGCGUCACCAUGGCAACAAUUUCCGGGCACAACGUGAGCAUUACCGGGGCAACCGAAGUCAGCGGCGGUCACUCCAGGGUCCCAGAGCAGCAGGUCAAAGGGAUCCUCAGUGAGCUGCUGCAGAGAGAGAAUCGUGUUCUUCACUUCUGGACGUUAAAGAAGCGACGCCUCGACCAGUGUCAGCAGUUCCUCAUGUUCCAGUCUCACGCACAACAGGCCCUUGAUUGGCUGUCGCAGUCAGGUGAUCACUACCUCUCCACACACACCUCUCCUGGAGCCAGUCUGACGGAGACUCAGGAGCUGAUGGUCCAACACCGGGACUUCUGCAUCUCUGCCAAGCACACACAGGAGAAAGUGCACCUGCUCGUACAGCUAGCCGAGAGCAUGCUAGCUAAAGGACACGCCCACCGCAACGAGCUGCGCCGCUGCGUCUCGUCUGUGGACAAAAGAUACAGAGACUUCACCGCGAGAAUGGGACAAUACCGUCACCUUCUGGAGACAGCAGCCGGAGGCUCUGCUCAGGAUCACAAAGACCUGGAGCUGGAGCUGAUCCCCAACAGUCUCUCUGACUCUGACCCCGAAGUGAACCUGUCCGACCCGGGACACCAGGUCAGCGACGAAAAGAGACGCACGGCUCGCAAGAAAGAGUACAUCAUGGCUGAGCUGCUGCAGACGGAGAGAGUGUAUGUCAGGGAUUUGCAGGAGUGUAUUGAGACCUACCUGUGGGAGAUGUCUUCCGGAGCGGAGGACGUUCCUUCUGGACUCUGUAACAAAGACGACGUUGUGUUUGGAAACAUCCAGGACAUUUACGAGUUCCACAACAGUAUUUUCCUGAAAGAACUGGAAAAUUACGAGCAGCUCCCUGAAGACGUCGGCCAUUGCUUCGUGACAUGGGCCGAUAAGUUCCACAUGUAUGUGACGUACUGUCGCAACAAACCAGACUCCAGUCUGAUCAUCCAGCAGCAUGGGACCGGCUUCUUCGAGGAGGUGCAGAGGAGACAUGGUUUAACCAACUCCAUCUCUUCAGCUCUGAUCAAACCAGUCCAGAGGAUCACCAAGUACCAGCUGCUUCUCAAGCCGUUCGAGUUUUCUCUUUUGGUUCUGAGAUUGUGGAGAUCUGGGGUGUACCAAGGAGCGGCGGUGGAGAAGGAGACGGAGGCAGUUUUCAUGGAGGCUAUUCGGUUGAGGCAGGAGGAGAGUGUGUGGUUGUAG